CCUACUCAGACUCAAAGCGUAGAAAAAAAUGUGAAGGUGCAUAAAGAAGAAGAAAGUGCCAAAUUAAAAACAUCUGAGGGUAAAAAGCCAUUGACACUUACUUCACCAGUUCUGUCUUCAUCACCACGACCAAGUUCUCUUCUAAUAAAUGCAAUUGCUGGAGAAGCAAAGCUUAACCAGGAAACAGUUGAAGGGGAAAAACUUUCUCUAGAAGAGCUCAGGUCUCAGAUCUUUGAUCUCCUGUUGGUUGUAGAAACCUUGAAAAAAGAGCAUGGGAAACAACUGGAAAAAUUGAAAAAAGACUUGGAAGAAGAAAAACAGAUGCGAAGUAACCUAGAGAUGGAAAUAGAAAAGCUCAAGAAAGCUGUCAUAGCCACAUGAAAAAGCUACAUACCGUGGAUCCUUAACGUGCCAGGAUUUCAGAGUCAGAAAUGAAAUUGACUUUAACUUCAAGCCAACAAAUGAUAGCAUUCCACUAAAAAAAAGCUGAAUAUAAUCUUAUUUAUAUUCUGUGAGCUAUGAGAAAAAAUGGAUAGCUUUUUUGUUUGUUUCUUGCCAAUAUAGGAGAGGCCUUAUUUCUUACUGUGCAGGUAUGGCAGGGUUUGCUUGAAAAUACUACUGAAUCUGUAUAAAAAGGGGGUUCUUAGUAGAUUUUUAUUGAAUAUACCCUAAUUUUAAGAGAUCUGUACUAUAAAUAAGGCAAUAUAACUUUGAAAAUAAUCUGUAAAAUAGAGUAUAGGAGAGAGGCAGAUGGUAUAGUUUUGUAUUCAUUAUGGUGACUACCUUUUCCACCAUGCUAAAGGGAAUAUGAUGUUAAUCAUAUGGUGUUUUAUAGUUCUGAUCUUUUGAGUUUGUUUUCACUAUGAAGCAGAAGGAUCACCAAACCCUAGCACUAUGACCUUUUAAUAUUCCUUUAACUGAGAACUCAGUACUGUUUCUUGCACUGUAGGACUCAUAGAAAGGGUUUAUAAUUGGAGCACAUGGACGCAUACAGACAUGCAGAUACUCAGAAAAAUCUAAGCAUAAAAUUGAGAUAAUCCUAUAAUAUGACAUUAUCCCUAAUUAUUGCAGAAUGUGAUAUGUUAAAUAUUCUUGUUUCAUUUCUUUUCACAAAUUAUAAUCUAACACUACAAUAUUGUCAGCUUUAAAAAUGCUUUGCACUAAUAAUUGUAACAUUUUAAAAACCUUCAUAUAACAAAAUGUUUAUAGCUGCCAGUUUUCAUUUUAGAAAAUAUAGUUUUCUAAAUGCAGUCUUAAAAUAAGGGUGUAUCAUCUACAAGGCUAUUACAGUAUUCAGUAAAUCAGUAAUGGAUUUUUAGAUAAAUAUUUGGCUUAUGCUUUAGAAGUCAAAUCAAAUUACUGUAUAUUUAAACACGGACUCUUUGAGUCAUCUUGUUUAAUUUAUUUCCACACUCUAAAAUACAAAUUUAUACAUACAAAUUAAAUAAAUAAAAUCCCAUUUUUUUUCCUGUAAAGAAGAGAAACUGAACAAGUUCAGUGCUCUGUUCAAGCCAAAGGUAAAAAUACAGUUCAGCCCUUUUAUUCCUCUAGCAUUGCUAUCCUAAAACAUUAUAGAAAGUGUUUCAAGAAUGAUUUUAGGCUUGUUCUAAGUCAAUGGAAAGUUUUGAUGCUUAUCUCCUGCUUUAGAUGACAUUAACAUUUUGUCUUACUUGGAUGUGAACAAACCAUGUUGGUGUUCUUAACAUGAAAAAAAUAUUUCUAAUUCCAGUUAUAAAUCAAUGGAUUAAAAUGUGGAAAUGAAAACAUGGGUGUAUAAAGUCAUGAUGCUUGUUUGCUUACUAUAUGGAUACAGAGCUAAUGACAAAUAUCUAAUAUAUCAGUUUAGUUAAUGAUCAUCCUAUUGCCAGUUUUCCUUAAUAAUCACAGUAAUAAAUAAUGUUCUCAGAUUAUUAAGUUCUUGCUCAACUCUUAGAGAUAAUCUUAUACUAAUUUUUAAUUGUUAAGAGAUUCAUAAUUCUUGGCUUAGUAGUCUAAAUCAUUACUUGUGUUUAUUGGCCAUUUUGCGGUUUCCAUGCAGAGAAUUCAGAGAUGGGAGGCAUGUUUAAUCUAGAACUGAUAUUUUGCAAGCAGUCCUCUGCAAAGCUCAGAUAGGAAAAAGAAAGAAGCCAUCUUCUUCAACAAGCGUGGUGGACUAACAAAUGAAAAAGGUGUCCAUCCUCCAAGAGGCACCUUCACCAGAAGUACCUUCGUAUUUUGCUGCUGCUGUCCCAUCCAGAGCAAGUAGGGAAAAAAGCUAUUCCCCCCUUUGUCAUAGGAAAAAAAAAUUUUUUUUUUUGCUUUCCUUGAAUAGCAGCAGUUACGCAUUCUCAGUGCCCUUU
Messenger RNA from Python bivittatus (Burmese python), 2339 nucleotides. The record is from RefSeq and is a predicted model, not a curated record. Lineage: Eukaryota; Metazoa; Chordata; Lepidosauria; Squamata; Pythonidae.